GCAGACCCUGGUACCCUUGUGACGAUCAUUCUUGGGUUUUGAGAGCACAGAACAGGUCAGAUUUCGGUUUCGGGGAGGGGGAUGAGUCAAUUCAACUUUUGGGGAUGAGCUGAGAAAGGGCAACACGGAUUUUUUUUGGUCUACGUGGAAGGUUCUUUGGGUAUAUAUUCCCACACAACUUUUGGGUUUAUUCUUCCUGGAUAUUCGACUCCAACGGCGGCGGUCUUUUUUUGUUCGUUUGACAACGGACGGUUUUUGGUGGUGGGGCCAAAAAAAAGAAGGUUUCGAGAAGCAUUAACUAUACGGCACUUCAUACUCGCUCACCACUCAAACCCCGCGGCGAGAUGAGCUCAACACCACAGUGGACUCCCGACUCGUGGAGGUCAAAACCCGUCAAGCAAUGCCCCCAGUACCCCGACCAAAAGGCCCUUCAGAAGUCUCUGGCUGAGCUCAAGAAGUUGCCCCCCAUCGUCCACCCGAGGGAGAUUGUCAAGCUCAAGGAGCACCUUAGGGAUGUGGCUCAGGGCAAGGCGUUCUUGCUGCAGGGUGGUGACUGUGCUGAGCUGUUUGACUACUGCCAGCAGGAUGUUAUUGAGAGCAAGAUCAAGCUGCUUUUGCAGAUGAGUCUUGUGCUGAUUUGGGGUGCUGACAAGAGGGUUGUGCGGAUUGGGCGUAUGGCUGGGCAGUAUGCGAAGCCGCGGUCGAGUCCGAUGGAGAUGGUUGAUGGGAGGGAGGUUCCUUCGUUCAGGGGUGAUAUCCUGAAUGGGUUCAGUGUUGAUGAGAGAGAGCUGGACCCUAACCGCUUGGUCAAGGCUUACCACCACUCGGCUGCCACGCUGAACUACAUUCGUGCUGCCAUCUCUUCUGGCAUUGCGGACCUGCAUCGCCCUCUGGACUGGGGUCUCGGCCACGUCCGUGAUCCCGCACUGAAGGCCAAAUACCAAGAAGCUGUCGACUUCCUUACGGACAUGCUCCGCUUCAUGCAGACCAUCGGUGCCGACAAGUCCCACAAUCUCGAUACCGUCGAUCUCUUCACCUCCCAUGAGGGUCUGUUGCUGGAAUACGAGCAAUCCCUCACCCGUCUCCUCGACACCCCUUCCGCUCCCGGCACCCCCAGCAAAAAGGAGUACUACGACACAUCAGCCCACUUCCUCUGGAUCGGCGACCGCACCCGCCAGCUCGACCACGCCCACGUCGAGUUCUUCCGCGGCAUCGCCAACCCCCUCGGCGUCAAAAUCGGACCUACCACCCCCGCCUCCGACCUGCUGGACAUGCUCCGCACUCUCAACCCGGACCGCGAACCAGGCAAGAUCACGCUCAUCACCCGCUACGGCGCCUCCAAGGUCGCCGACCUGCUCCCCGCGCACAUCCGAGCGGUGGAGGACUCGGAGUACAAGCAGACGGUUGUUUGGCAGUGCGACCCCAUGCACGGCAACACGCAGUCUGUCAGCGGGGGGAUUAAGACGAGGAGGUUCAGCAACAUCUUUAGCGAGCUGCAGCAGACGUUGAGGAUUCACAAGGAGCAGGGGAGUUAUCUGGGGGGUGUUCACCUGGAGCUUACGGGGGAUGCGGUGACGGAGUGUUUGGGGGGUAGUGAGGGGCUGGAUGAGGAUGACUUGUCGACGAAUUACACGAGCUUUUGCGAUCCAAGGUUGAAUGAGAAGCAGGCGUUGGAGUUGGCGUUUUUGGUGGCGGAUCAUUAUAGGUGUGAGAGGAAGGAGAAGAGGGCGUAAGAGUGGGUUUUGGUCUGGGAUUGGGGGUUCAAAAGAAAAGUUAGGGGGUUAGUGGUAAUUCGGCAAUUGUUUCUCGUUAUAUGCUUGUUAGAACUGUCUUUUGAGGUACGUUGACAAUAUUUUG
Podospora pseudocomata is the source of this 1857-nucleotide messenger RNA. Its product is annotated as Aromatic/aminoadipate aminotransferase 1. The transcript is spliced from 2 exons. Lineage: Eukaryota; Fungi; Ascomycota; Sordariomycetes; Sordariales; Podosporaceae. The record is from RefSeq and is a predicted model, not a curated record. Gene Ontology annotation, biological process: aromatic amino acid biosynthetic process. Bases 345 to 1733 code for a protein of 462 amino acids. Gene Ontology annotation, molecular function: 3-deoxy-7-phosphoheptulonate synthase activity.